AUGGCCUCAUCCUCGACCCGGCCGGUCGGCUCUUCCGUGUCUGCAGCCAGCAACACACAGAGCACAAGCAGCACUGGCACCACCACCACUACCACCCCCAUUGACACAAAGUCGAUCAACCAGGCCCUCGCAGCCGGCAUCCCCAGCGCGCUCUCGCACGCCGAGACCUGGUCGCUGCUGGCCUUUGUGGCUGCUUGUGCGGCUGUGCUGGCCAACACGGUGCGGCGGUCGGAUGGGGCGCCUCUGACGGCGUCGCUGGCGCUGAGCGGCAUCGCCUUUGCCGCAUCGUAUGCCAUGAUCCGCUGGCUGGGGCCGACGUUUGUGGCCGCUGGCAUCCGCGGCGCCGACCUCAACAAAACGCACCGCCGCGUGCUGCCGGAGUGCAUGGGUGCCGUCUGUGCCAUCGUCUACCUGCUGGCCAUCAUCGUCUUCAUCCCUGUGCCCUUUUAUAAAGACAUUGUGGCGGCUACCAGCGGUGGAGGCAAUCGCGACGUCGUCCUGUCGGCCACCCAUGUGCAACGCGGCCGUUUGCUACACCUCUUUCCACACUCCAAGUUCUUCAUUCCCGCCUUCGCCGCCAUCCCCCUCCUCGUCGUCUACUUUACCGACUUUGGCGUCACCUCCGUCGUCGUCCCCACCGCCCUGCAGCCCUAUCUCGGCGACCUCGUCAACCUCGGCCCCCUCUACUACCUCUACAUGACCGCCGUCGCCAUCUUCUCCCCCAACAGCAUCAACAUCCUCGCCGGCAUCAACGGCAUCGAGGUCGCCCAAUCCGUCGUCAUCGCCGCCCUGCUCAUCCUCAAUGACGGCCUCUACCUCCUCGCCGAACCAUAUCCCCAUCCGGCCACCGACAGCCAUCUCUUCAGCCUCUACUUCCUCCUGCCCUUUCUCGGCGUCUCUCUCGCUCUGCUCGCCCACAACUGGUAUCCCGCACGCGUCUUCGUCGGUGACACCUACUGCUACUUUGCCGGUAUGGUCUUUGUCGUCGUCAGCAUCCUCGGCCACUUCUCCAAGACCCUCAUUCUGCUGCUCCUCCCCCAGAUCGCCAACUUUGCCUACUCUGCGCCCCAGAUUUUCGGCCUCGUCCCCUGUCCCCGCCACCGCAUGCCGCGCUUCAAUGCUCGCACCACCCUGCUCGAGCCCUCUGUCACUGUCUGGUCCCCUGAUCGCCAGCCCAAAGCCCCUGUUGCUGCCACCCUCCGCCUGCUGGCUCGCCUGCACCUUCUCCGCCUCGUCGAGGAUCCCACCACCGGCCAAAUCCAGGAGACCUCCAAUCUCACUUUGCUCAACCUCUGGCUUGUCUGGCGUGGCCCCAUGCGCGAGGACCGCCUUGCGCUCGAGGUCACCGGCGUACAGACUGUCGUCGGCCUUCUCGGCCUCUUUGUGCGUCACCGGCUGGCCCGUCUCAUCUUUAAGGAAGACAACUGGGGGCCGGUCUAG
Messenger RNA from Grosmannia clavigera kw1407, 1440 nucleotides. RefSeq names its product udp-n-acetyl-glucosamine-1-p transferase. Gene Ontology annotation, cellular component: membrane. Gene Ontology annotation, biological process: protein N-linked glycosylation; dolichol-linked oligosaccharide biosynthetic process. The transcript has 2 exons. Gene Ontology annotation, molecular function: UDP-N-acetylglucosamine-dolichyl-phosphate N-acetylglucosaminephosphotransferase activity. Lineage: Eukaryota; Fungi; Ascomycota; Sordariomycetes; Ophiostomatales; Ophiostomataceae. Bases 1 to 1440 code for a protein of 479 amino acids. The record is from RefSeq and is a predicted model, not a curated record.